CACCUUUCCCUUACAUCCGACGGCUUAAUAUCGUCUCUUCACUCCAGUUCAACACGUAAGGAAUAAGCAUCUCCACUCUGGUCUCGACAUAUCCGCACCUUCAACACAGUCGAGCCUCAUCGCGUUGCGUCGCGCAACAUCACCAUACAAGCUUUCCACCAUGGGCUCCCCAUCUCCUCUCGAAGCCCAUCCGACACUCACACUACAUCUUGCCGACACAACUCUAUAUCCAUUAACAAGCACAAAUGAUGUAUCUUCAGAGACAGCCUCGUCUGCGCUCAACGAUCUAACAAGCGCAUAUCUCACAACUCACGAAACCACGCCAAGGUUCAAUAUCGGACAGGCGCUCCGUAUCAGCGCCGAACUUGCGCAAAAUGGGCCAGCUUCGGUGCAAACAUAUCUCGUACCCGGCGAUGCGCGCCGAGUAAAGGCCGGACUACCGAUAGAAAGCGAGAGCAUGCUAUCAAAAGGCAAACAACCCCUACCUUCUGCGGGCGACGCAGAGUUUCUCGAAGGCCCACCCCGCCAUUUGAUUGAGCAUAGUGCAGCAGAAGAGGCGGUAUCAGCCGAAACACCAGGGCCGGCGGGCCCGCCAGCGCUGGUCGCAACGGUUGUGGCGCCGGGGAGAAAGAGCCUGCAAGAGGCGAGGGAUGCGGCGCGUCAAUUGGAGACGAUUGGUCGAGCGGUACAGAUGGAGUGGUUGGCGAAUGAAACCGACGGCGUGAAUACGGCGGGAGUAGUUGAAAAUGGGUCUACUUAG
This is a messenger RNA of Xylona heveae TC161, 760 nucleotides long. RefSeq lists its product as hypothetical. Lineage: Eukaryota; Fungi; Ascomycota; Xylonomycetes; Xylonales; Xylonaceae. The record is from RefSeq and is a predicted model, not a curated record. The coding region runs from base 161 to 760 and encodes 199 amino acids. The transcript has a single exon.